AUGGUCAAGAAGCGCACGACCGGCGCGGGGCCAAUCGAUACCUCCUCGGCUGUCAAGGCGACUGCCGCUGCUGCGGUUCAGGGCAACGACAACGACGGCGACGGCAGUGACCAACGCCACCACGACCUCGCCCUCUUUCGACAGGCCCUCGCCGCGUGCCUGCCCCGUCACUGCUCGUCGACCCGCGCAGAUGGGCUUCGGACCGGCGGCAAGGUCUUCGACGCGUACGGCGACGCAGACGACGUCGAGCUACUGGACGACGCCGUGGACCACGUCUGCCUCGACCUCGCCGCUGACACGCUCGAUGCGCUCCUGGGCCAAGCCAAGUCCGCAGCGACCGUCGGAACGGACGCCGGCGGCCUCUAUGACGGGACGCUGUCCAGCAUCGACGGCCACCCGCUCAGCGCCGCCAUCUCGGACGCCGCGCUCGAGAUCCUCGCGCUCGACUCGGUCGAUCCUGCCCUCGUCCUCUCAGAGACGCUCGACGAUUACAUCGACCUGCUCGCAGCCCAGGCCGCCGACGACGGCAUAGACGGGCAGGCGGGCAGCUACGGCAGGGAGAGCAAAAAGGGAGAGCUCGGCGAGUGCCAGCUCUGCGAGAGGAGGAUGAUGCUGACCGCGCACCACCUGAUACCCCGAGAGACGCACGACCUCCUCCUCAAGCGCGGCGUCUAUACCAAAAAGGAGAUGCAGACCCGCAUCGCCUGGCUCUGCCGCCCCUGCCACACCGCCGUGCACAACCACAUCCCCACGUCGGUCCUCGCCGCCGACUACAACACCGUCGAAAAGCUGCUUCAGCACGAGGGCGUCUACAAGUGGGCACGGUACGCCAGCAGGCUAAAGGAAAAGGAUCGCGCGUUCAAGGGCACCGGACUGCGGGAAAAGCGGUGA
Molecule: messenger RNA, 891 nt
Organism: Pseudozyma flocculosa PF-1
Lineage: Eukaryota; Fungi; Basidiomycota; Ustilaginomycetes; Ustilaginales; Ustilaginaceae
Exons: 4
Coding region: 1-891 (296 amino acids)
Source: RefSeq, a predicted model, not a curated record